Messenger RNA from Symbiodinium sp. CCMP2456, 1311 nucleotides. The record is from the annotation of a GenBank genome assembly. NCBI's taxonomy places the organism in Eukaryota, Dinophyceae, Suessiales, Symbiodiniaceae.
AUGUUUGCCCCGUCUUUAUACAUCGGAUCGAUCCUGGAAAACCACGAAGACCGCGUGUCAAUUCUGCCAGAGCGGAUCAAGAAGUCGAUGCCAUCGCCGGAGCCGAAGCCCUCGGAGGGCGGUUGGCUCUACCGGGUUUUGGAGCCCUACUACUCCCGGGAGUGCGUGGACAACGUGAUGGAGGCCAUGAUGGGUGGCCAGAUCUCCUCAGGGGCCUCCUGGCCACGGAAGCUGGCAGCAGAAGUCUGCGAGCUUUACAAGGUGCCGGUGGCCCUGCCGACCUCCUCCGGUGCGUCCGCGUUGCACGUGGCACUGUUGGCGUGCAACCUCGGUCCCCAUGACCAUGUGCUCGUACCAGCCCUGACCAUGGUCGCCGUCGCCAACAUGGUGAAGAUGGUGGGUGCCAAGCCGAUCUACUGCGAUUCUGCUGAGGGCUCCGUGAACCCGGGAAUCGACGACCUUCUGAAAAAGGCCACGCCCAGGACCAAGGCCGUGAUCGUGUGUCACACCUACGGCGUGGCUUGCAAGGACAUCGAGAAAAUCACAGCUCUCUGCCAAGAAAAGGGCUGGUGGCUCAUAGAGGACAUCUGUGAGGCCAUGGGCACUCGUGCAGACAACGGCGAGCUGGUCGGCACUUUUGGCGACUUUGGUAUCACCUCGCUGUAUGCCAACAAGCCGAUUACGGCGGGGGAUGGCGGCUGGGUGCAUGCGCGCGAGAAGAAGCACCAUGAUCGGCUGAAGUCUCUCAUUAACCAUGGUUUCGAUCCCGCCUAUCACUUCCUGCACUUCGAGACGGCGCCCAACGCCAAAAUGAACGGCUUGGGUGCGGCCUUUGUCUGCUCGCAGGUGAAGAUGCUGCCCCAACUCAUGCAGCAUCGAGGCCACGUGGCUUCGUGGUAUCGGGAGGGCCUGGCCGGAAUUGAGGGCCUCUCCUGCAUUGAGCAGAGGCAAGUCGAUGCCCCCUGGGUCUUCGGUGUGGAGACGCGGGAUCGGAAGAACCGGGAUGCCCUCCGCGACCACCUUGCAGCCCACGGCAUUGAGACCAGGAAUUAUUUCUACCCCCUCCACCUGGAGCCCGUGAACUUCUAUGGGGACGACGUGGGGAUUUAUGACGUGGAGCUGCCGCACUCCGAGCACUUGGCUCAGGUGGGCUUCUACCUGCCUACGCACUCCUUCUUGGAGCGGGUGGACACGCAGUACAUUUGCUCUGUGAUCAAGGCCUACUUCCAGCCGGACUCUGUGGUCGGCGAAGCUCCUCGGAACAAGGGCUGGGCCGACAAGGAGAGAAGCAAGAUUUUGCAAGCCAGCUGA